UCACUUGCCAUUGGGGGAGAGCAAGAUGGAGACAUUGAGGUGAGAUUUUGGCUAUUUUGGGGAUGAAGAGAGGUGUAUAGUGAGGUGUUGUAGUUGUAUUUUUAAAAGAGAUAUGGGUUUUGGAGAGGUUUAUUACUAAACCUUGAGUUUUUUAUAAACAAUAGAUCUCUAAUACCAAAUUUCCAGUACAUCGAUAAAGCAUCUCCUUAAUCUCCUUUAUUUUCAUAAAAGCCUUUUUCCUUCCCCUCUUCCCACCUCCUUCCAGCCCUAUGCAACCUUGCCUCCUUCUGCACCAGUUCAGCUGUAUCCUUUCAGCCUAAAGUUGGUCUACAGAAGCUGCCCAUCGGCUGAAGAAUUAGCUGUAAGAUAGGAUUUUAGGGAAAAUGGGUGAGCCAAGUGGGGACUCUGGGAGAAAUUGGGAGGUUUCUAUAAAGGCUUAGUUUGUAGAGGAGAGAGAAAUAAAAAGAUAUGUGAGUCAAAGGGAGGUAGCUGAUAGUAAUAAAGAAGAGAAAGAAUACUUAGUUAGUUUUUGAAUUUUGUGAAAAAGUAUAGUUUAGGAAAUGAAAUGAAUUUGUUUGUCAAAUUUUAAGGUCAUAAUAGGGCUUUGAUAUCAUAAAUUUCUAAUUAUUUCAUUAUUAGAUCUCUUCCCAUUGAAAAUCUUUUACUAGUGGGAAGACGUUAUGAUUAUACAAAAUUCCCCGAUCUUCAAAAACUCUCAAAUUUCUUUAAUCUUCUAUUUUCUCUCUUGUACAAUAUCUUAAAGCAUAUCUUAAUACAUAAGGCCCUCAGUAAUCCUCCUUGCCAUCACCACUGCUGAGUACCUACUUUCAGUAUCAUUAAAAUUCCAAAGACAUCUAGUUCUUUAUGAACUCUCUUGUCCACUUUCCUCAAUAUCCUUCACCACCUUCUUCUCUGCUUGCUCUCUUAUCCGAGCACGCUUGGCUUCCUUCUUCUUCAUAUUAUAACAUGAAUCCUUCUUUUGCAGUCUGAAUAGCAGAAAGGCUCUUUAUCUUACUGAAAGAGCAUCCCAGAGUCAUUCAGAGACUCUAGGACACUUCUUAAGCUAGAUGAAGCGCCUGCUAGUCGAAUUGAAAGAGAAAGAUCAGUUUUCUGCGGUUGUAUAAUUCGUUGGUAAGCACUAUCAACCACUAUAUUAUUAUAUGAGCAUUUAUUUAAACUGAUUUAGUCAUGUAAUAGCCCAAUAUCAGCUUUCUUCUGAAGAGCACGUUCAGUCUCCUUCUGGAGUUUGACGAGGUGAGCAGCUUUGUUGCUUGAAACGUAGUAUUUCUUACUACCUGCUCAUCC
Molecule: messenger RNA, 1305 nt
Organism: Moneuplotes crassus
Lineage: Eukaryota; Ciliophora; Spirotrichea; Euplotida; Euplotidae
Source: the annotation of a GenBank genome assembly